AUGUCCCUCGUCUCAUCAGAAAAUCGACCACCACUUUCAACCACCAUCUCCCAUCAAAAUGAAGAAGGUUCAAGGAGUCAAGACUCAGCCGGUCAACUGGAAAAACUAAUCCUGGUAUUCAGAUGUAUUACCCCGAUCUUAUUAAUUGCGACUUUGGCCCUCACCUUCGGUACCCGAGCGUUUUCGAGAUUCGUACUUAAAUUACAGAACGUCGGAUAUGAAUCACUGCCAGAUUCGAACUUCGAGCGACAAACAACCUCUGGGAGAGGUGAACGGGAGGUCCUGAGUUCAACCCAUCAGCCGCAUCACGAUGUCAACUCUUGCCAACCCGAAGAAGAAGCUGGCAUCGUCCCCGUGGUGGUCCCUCUCCGCAAACCUCGUCGGAACUGGAUCUAUGCCGUCCACGGGUUGAUCAUCUUGAGCUAUUUUCUCGAUGGCCUGCUGAUCUGUAUCAGGGCCGUAUGGGACCACUGCUGGGAACCUUCGCAAUUGACGGUCUGGCGAGCUCUCGAUGCGUAUGUGGUCAGCUGUCUGGUUGCUUUCGUGGGCUGUGUUGUGGCUAUGAGCUGGGAGGAACGCGCAUCUGGUCAAUUGGGCGGCUGGGGUAAAAUCUACACUCGAGUGUUUAGCACUCAAGUCUUACUAGGGGAACUGGUCAUCGGAAUAUCGUGUCUCGCGAUUCUUACUCGUACGAAUCAAUCCGACACAUCACCCUCAUCAACUAAUCAUAGUCUAGAGCCGUAUGACCUACUUCAUGUCAUUAACCUCUUGGUGCGGCUAUUAUUGGUCACUAGCCUAUGCUUGCUACAGACCAGAUUCUUUUAUUACCGAGAGUUCGUGCCAUUAAGUUCCCUGCGACCAUCAACAGCUGAAGUCUCUCCCGACCGAUCGGCAACAGGAUAUGGGACUUUCGCGCCGUCAAAUGGAUCGAAUGCACAUGUUCUCAGCACCAAGGCUCAGAUGAGAGAAGCGCCAAAACCGACAGGCGUUUUAAAGAUGAUGAAACGCGUCAAAAUCUUGUUCCCGUACCUUUGGCCGCGACGAAGUGGAGCUUUACAGGCAGUCGCCUUAUGUUGCUUCUUACUCCUGUUCGUAGGCAGAGCGGUCAACCUAAUGGUUCCCAUGACACUUGGUGAGGCGACUGAGGACCUUUCUCAAAGCCGAUCUCCCUGGUUACACCUGGCUGCCUAUGUCGGUCUCAGGUUCUUGCAAGGCUCUGGUGGGAUUAUUAAUGUCAUCUUGCAAAGCUUGUGGGUCCCAGUGGCGCAGUAUGCAGAUCGAUCGAUGUCAAUGAUGUCGUUUAGACAUAUACUAGAAUUGUCGUUAUCAUAUCACACUAGACGUAAGACGGCAGAAGUCCUCCGGAUAUUGGACCGCGGGUCAGCUAUCAAUCAGUUCUUUCAAAUGCUAUUUUUUAGCUUGAUCCCAAUCGUCUUGGAUAUUGGAUUAGCAGUGGGCUAUCUUGCAAUCAGAUUCGACAUUUUUUUGGCCGGUAUGCUGCUCUUCAUCAUGAUUGCAUAUGCUGCAGUGAGCGUCUUACUCACACAGUGGCGAACUGCUAUCCGAAGAGAAAUGGUCGACAAAGACAAAUAUACCAGAGGGAUUCAAGGAGACUCCCUUCUGAAUUGGGAAACCAUCGCCUGGUUUAACACUAAAACUUUUGAAACCAAUCGAUAUUUAGAUGCUACUAUCGACUACCAACGAUCUGAAUUUAUGGUCAUGUCGUCCUUAUACACCCUUAAUCUGGCACAGAAUGCCAUCAUCUCUGUUGCGCUUCUGAUUGGUUGCUUCGCAGUGGCUUUCCAAGUCAGUAGUGGUCGGAAAACUGUUGGAGAUUUUGUGCUGUUUGUAUCUUACGUUGCGCAACUAGUUGGUCCUCUGAAUCAGCUAGGAACUUUGUAUCGGGUCAUCCAACAAAAUUUAACUGAUACUGAUAACCUGAUGAAACUCUUAGCUGAGCCAAAGGAGAUUGAAGAUCGACCCAAUGCACAAACCGUCAGCAAAGCCAAAGGCACCAUACAAUUUGAUCAUGUUGGAUUCAGCUACGAUGGCAAGAGUUCUGCAUUAGAUGACAUAUCAUUCACUGUUCCAGCUGGAUCUUCUGUCGCAUUGGUUGGUGAGAGCGGAAGCGGAAAAUCCACAAUAUUGAGGCUGCUGUUCAGGUUUUACGAUCCUACCGCUGGAUCUAUUAAACUGGAUGGAGUUGACAUUCGUGAUAUCACCCAAGCAAGUUACAGAAGUCAAAUAGGCAGUGUGCCACAAGACGCCGCUUUGUUCAACGAUACAAUCAGGUACAACAUUGGCUAUGGUGCAAUUGGUGUCAAGCCCGAUGGACCAACCAUGGAAGAUGUGGUGGAAGCAGCCAAGGCUGCUCAGAUCCAUAACCGCAUCAUGUCAUUCCCAGACGGGUAUGAGACACGAGUUGGGGAACGAGGAGUUAGACUUUCGGGAGGAGAAAAGCAAAGGGUGGCUAUCGCACGCGUAAUGAUCCGAAACCCGCCGGUGAUUUUACUGGAUGAAGCCACAUCAGCUUUAGACACAACCACUGAGAGAGAGAUUCAAGAAGCUCUCCAAAAACUAGGCCAAGGGAGAACGACAGUUGCGAUUGCUCACCGUCUAUCAACUAUCGUCAACUCGGAUAUCAUCUUGGUGAUUGGGAAGGGAAGAAUUGUCGAAAAGGGAACUCACAGCGAUUUGCUUGCUCUGAAAGGGCUUUAUUCAGAUCUUUGGGCCAAGCAAAUUAGGGCCGAAGUGGAAGCGGGCAGAAGUGGAAGUCCUCUGAAACCUCCGGCUGCUCAAUCUUCCUCCACUGUUUCCUCCCGCGACGAGAGUGAACCUGCCAUUAAUUCGUAA
Puccinia triticina is the source of this 2853-nucleotide messenger RNA. RefSeq lists its product as uncharacterized. The record is from RefSeq and is a predicted model, not a curated record. Gene Ontology annotation, cellular component: membrane. The coding region runs from base 1 to 2853 and encodes 950 amino acids. NCBI's taxonomy places the organism in Eukaryota, Fungi, Basidiomycota, Pucciniomycetes, Pucciniales, Pucciniaceae. The transcript has 15 exons. Gene Ontology annotation, molecular function: ABC-type transporter activity; ATP binding; ATP hydrolysis activity. Gene Ontology annotation, biological process: transmembrane transport.